UUAUGGCGGAUUCUAUGGAGCUUUCGUCGGAUGUGCCGCCGGCCUCUGCGGCGCUGACGGCCGAGUUCGUCGCGCAGCAGAGCUCAAGCUUCGAUGCGGACCCCAAGCUUCGCCUCGCUCGAAACGCAGUCACACGUUCGGAUGUGAGGGAUGUCCUGAUGCGCCGGGACGUUAGCAAUAGCUUCAACCACCACUACAGCGUCAAGGUCGCACAGGAGUGCAAGGUGACCGACCAGAAGCGGACGGGCCGUUGCUGGAUAUUCGCGGCGCUCAACGUUAUGCGGCUCGGGAUCAUGAGCAAGUUUAACCUGGCGGACGACUUCGAGUUGUCGCAGAGCUACCUGUUUUUCUGGGAUAAGUUGGAGAAGUGCAACUACUUUUUGGAAAACGUGCUGCUCACCAAGGACAAGCCCCUCGACGGCCGCCUGCUGCAGCACCUACUCAAGGAGCCCAUCUGCGACGGGGGCCAGUGGGACAUGGUCACCAACCUCAUGGGCAAGUACGGUGUCGUGCCCAAGAGCGUCUUUCCCGAGAGCAAGACCUCGAUGAAUUCCGUCUGGGUGAACCGAUUCCUCACGGCCAAGCUGCGGGAGUACGCGCUCAGGCUGAGGGGCAUGGCGGGAAAGGGGGCGGUCGAGGCGGACCUCCACAAAGCAAAGGCCGACAUGAUGGCCGAGGUGUACAAGGUUCUCUCCGUGCACUUCGGAGCCAUGCCAAAGCCGGACAGCAAGUUCGAGUGGGCCAUGACGGACAAGCACAAGGCCUUCAAACGCGAGGAGCACACCCCCCUGGGGUUCUACAGGGAUCUGGUGUCCACCAAGGCCGACCAGAUGGUGUCCAUCAUCCACGACCCGCGAAAUCCGUACCGCAGGUCGUACUCGGUUAGCUACCUGGGAAACGUCGUCGGCGGGGACAUCGUUCGAUACAUCAACCUGCCCAUCGAGGAGCUCAAGCGGUACGCGAUGGCAACGCUUGAUGGGGGACAGCCCUGCUGGAUGGGGGUGGACGUGUUCAAGAGCUACCACCUUGAGCUCGGCAUCCUUGACAGCGGGAUGUACGACCACGACCUUGUCUACGGCGUCAGCCCAGGAAUGACCAAAGAGGAGCGUCUCAGGAGUGGGGAGAGCCUCAUGAGCCACGCGAUGGUCUUCACCGGCUACGACAAGAGGGAUGGAGAAAAAAUCCCCAACAAAUGGAGGGUCGAGAACAGCUGGGGUGACACGAGGGGCAACAAGGGCUACUUCCUCAUGACGAACGCGUGGUUCGACGAGUAUCUUUUCCAGGUGGUGGUGAACAAGAGUCUAUUGGAUAAAGACCUGCUGCCGCUGCUGACAGACGAGCCCACCAUGCUGCCCGCGUGGGAUCCGAUGGGCAGCCUCGCGUCCGUCGGCAGACAAGAGCAUCAACAGCAGGACGGAGGGGGGGGGUUGCGCGGGAGAGAAGGGAACGUCGCGGAUCCGCGUUGCCGAAUCUGAGAGAAACGACUCAUGUUUGGCCUCAGUUCUGCGUCAUCGUUCUAGGGAGUUGGACGUGUAGCAACCCUACAGGCAGCGCCAUUACCAUCAAUCGCCGGGGGCGUCGUGGUCACGAUUUUGUUGGUUCAAACGGUUUCUUUUGGUUUGGUGUCUUGUGUCCCGCGUUGUGUGU
This is a messenger RNA of Ectocarpus siliculosus, 1647 nucleotides long. The record is from the annotation of a GenBank genome assembly. NCBI's taxonomy places the organism in Eukaryota, Phaeophyceae, Ectocarpales, Ectocarpaceae.